AUGGAAGCUCACAUAGCCGUUUUCCCGAGUCCAGGGAUGGGUCACCUCAUUCCACUCACUCAGUUAGCUCAUCAGCUUCUCCUCCAUCGUCGUUUCUUCAUCACCUUCAUAAUACCCACUGCCACCGGUUCCCCUAUAAAACCACAAAAAGACAUCCUCAACGCCAUGCCGGAGAACAUCACUUCCAUAUUCCUCCCUCCCGUAGAUCUAAACGACCUUCCAGAUGAUGCUACCAUGGAAACUCGGAUAUCACUCACUUUAACUCGGUCGUUACCUGCUCUACGUGAAACUCUUACCGAGUUAACUACACAAAACCGACCCUCAGCUUUGGUUGUUGACCUUUUUGGCCCUCCUAGUUUCGAAAUUGCCAAAGAGCUCAACAUUCCAUCCUAUAUUUUCGGUACGUUUUCGGCUAUGUCAUUGGUUAGUAUCUUCUAUACGCCGAUUUUAGACCAGAUGUUUGCUUGCGAGUACAGGGAGUUACUUGAACCGGUAAAACUACCCGGAUGUGUUCCCGUUCAAGGGUCCGAUAUUCCUGAACCGCUUCAAGAUAAAAAGAAUGAGUCAUAUAAAAACAUCGUUGAAAUUAGCAAAAUGUUUAGCAUGCCAAAAGGUAUAUUGGUGAACAGUUUUGUCGAAUUAGAACCGAGUAGUUUUAAGGCCAUGCAAGAAGGUGAGUGGUGUAAACCCGAUAUUCACGCGGUCGGACCGUUAAUACGCAAAGGUUCAGACAAUCCAACCGGUGAUGAAUUCGAAUGUUUAAAGUGGUUGGAUAAGCAUCCGGUCGGGUCGGUUUUGUUUGUAUCAUUUGGAAGCGGUGGGACCCUCUCCCAGAAGCAGGUCGAUGAACUAGCAUUUGGGUUGGAAGAAAGUGGUCAAAGAUUUAUAUGGGUCGUAAAGAGUCCAAAUGAUAAGGCAAAUGCAAGUUACUUCAAUGCAGAAACUCAUCACGACCCGUUAGGAUAUUUACCUGACGGGUUCUUGGAUCGGGUCAAGAACCGGGGUCUGGUGGUGUCUUCUUGGGCACCUCAGGUUGAGAUACUGAGCCAUGAGUCAACUGGAGGGUUUCUGACACACUGUGGUUGGAACUCGAUACUAGAAGGUGUUGUCAAUGGAGUGCCUAUGAUUGCAUGGCCACUUUACGCUGAGCAAAGAAUGAACGCUGUGUUUCUUACAGAUGAUUUGCGAGUUGCUUGCAGGGUUAAAGUGGAUGAAAAUGGAGUUGUAGGGAGAAAUGAAAUCGACAGUUGCGUAAGAUGUUUGUUUGAAGGAGAAGAUGGACGUAAGAUGAGGUUGAAAAUGAGUGAGCUUAAAGAUCUUGGUGCAAUGGCAUUGAGCCAAGAUGGUUCAUCGACUAGGUCGCUCUUACAUGUGGCUGAAAAAUGGGUUGAAUAA
Molecule: messenger RNA, 1395 nt
Organism: Lactuca saligna
Lineage: Eukaryota; Viridiplantae; Streptophyta; Magnoliopsida; Asterales; Asteraceae
Source: the annotation of a GenBank genome assembly